Molecule: messenger RNA, 2695 nt
Organism: Cheilinus undulatus (humphead wrasse)
Lineage: Eukaryota; Metazoa; Chordata; Actinopteri; Labriformes; Labridae
Gene: syt11b
Product: synaptotagmin XIb
Exons: 4
Coding region: 214-1614 (466 amino acids)
Biological process (GO): cellular response to calcium ion; regulation of calcium ion-dependent exocytosis; regulation of dopamine secretion
Cellular component (GO): axon; synapse; membrane
Molecular function (GO): calcium-dependent phospholipid binding; clathrin binding; calcium ion binding
Source: RefSeq, a predicted model, not a curated record
GCAGCGGCAGAGACGUCGACGGCUCCGAGCUCCGUCCGCGGACAUAUGAGGACUUUCUCCCCCGGAUCAGCGGCUGCUUUUCGGUGAUUUCCCUCCUCGUCGUCCUUCUGGAUGGAUGUGAAGUAAAAGCGCGCGGUCGUCAGUCGGUGUCCUCUCCAUCUGAGUGCUCUUCUCCCCGCUCCGUCAGCUCCGCAUCCUGCCCUCAUCCACAAAAUGGCGGACAUGAUCGAGCUGGGACCCGCCUACGCCAUGUCCCCGGUCCUGGCGGGCUUCCUGGGCGCAGGCGUUCUGGUCCUGGUGGUGGUGGUUCUGGUUCUGCUCUGGUCCUUUUGUCAGCGGCGUUACCUCAGAAUCUCUGGGCGCUACAAGCUGCAUGGCGACCGGUACUGUGACGCCGAAGACCCCCCCUACAAGUUCAUCCACAUGCUGAAGGGCAUCAGCAUUUACCCAGAGUCCCUCAGCAGCAGCAAGAGGAUCGUACGAGGUAUCCGGCGAGCCGACCGCUCUGACCGUGACGGCGAGCGAGGCUGUCCUGGUGCUACGGGGCGGGGCAUGGUGCUGGUGGAUGCGGAGAACAACAUCCUGGACGUACCAGGGCAGCUGCAGAUGAGUCACCUGGUCCCCCCUGCAGGAUCAGGCCCCGCCCAUGGACAGGCCCGUCUAGAGCGGGCGCUGCCAGUGCGAGCGGACUACUGCUGCCUGGACAGCAGCUCAGCCAGCAGUAGCCAGACCAGCAGCAAGACGGCGUCCCCCUUCACCCCCGCCUCCUCGGACCCUGAACCCGAGCCCAGCCUGGGCUCCAUCAGCCUCACGGUCGACUACAACUUCCCCAAGAAGGCUCUGGUGGUGACCAUCGUGGGGGCCCGGGGCCUCCCCGCCAUGGACGAGCAAGCCGGCAGCUCAGACCCCUACGUGAAGAUGACCAUCCUGCCUGAGAAGAAGCACCGCGUCAAGACCCGGGUGCUCAGGAAGACCCUGGACCCACUCUUUGACGAGACCUUCACCUUCUACGGCGUGGCGUACAGCGCGCUCCCCGAGCUCACCCUGCACUUCCUGGUGCUCAGCUUUGACCGCUUCGCACGCGAUGAUGUCAUCGGGGAGGCCGUCGUGCCACUGAAGGGCGUCGACCCGAGCACGGGACGUGUCCACCUGAGUCAGCAAAUCAGCAAGAGGAACAUGCAGUGUGAGAGUCGUGGCGAGCUGCUGGCAUCUCUGUCCUAUCAGCCGGUGUCCCACCGUCUCAGCGUGGUGGUCCUGAAGGCUCGACACCUCCCAAAGAUGGACAUCACCGGCCUGUCAGCCAACCCGUACGUGAAGGUCAACGUAUUCUAUGGUCGUAAACGCAUCGCCAAGAAGAAGACCCACGUGAAGAAGUGCACUCUGAACCCGGUCUUCAACGAGUCCUUCAUCUAUGACAUCCCACCAGAGCUGCUGCCCGAGAUCUCUGUAGAGUUCCUGGUCGUCGACUUCGACCGGACCACCAAGAACGAGGUUCUGGGCCGCCUGCUGCUCGGCCUCCACAGCCCCAACCCCUCUGGCGCCUCCCACUGGAGGGAGGUCUGCGAAAACCCCCGCCGGCAGAUCUCUAAAUGGCACAACCUGAGCGAGUACUGAGGGAGAGACGGACUCGAUGUACAGAAGACGCACUCAUACAUGCACCCACACACUGUUGUGAUCAUAGUAACACUCUCUGUCUCUAAUCUCUACGACAUCUGUAAAAGAAUCCUGCAGUCGUUUCUCAAACAAAAGAAGUUUUUAAAACAAAACCAUGACGUCCAUUUCUACGACUGUUCUGUGUCUCCUCGGCUGUGUGGACGAGGGGAAGAAUGCUCACCAAAAGAGAAAAAAAAGACGCCCCUCUCGCUGUUGUUGUCAUGCUCUCAUCGCAUGUCUGUCCCAGAAAAAGAAACCAUCGUUGUGACCGAGCGGCAGGAACAGAUUCAGCUCCCACAGGAGGAAAAUACUAACACCGCUUUAACUAAUAUAACCCAGAAGAAUUAUUCCGCGUUAGGACCCGUAAGAAACUGCUUCAACCCCCUGACUCGCUCCGCCACUCGGUGAAGUCGUCUCCAUGUCUGGGGGGAUUUUGGUUGUUUUAGGCAGCAUGCUCCCAGCCUGCAGAGUGGCAGACCCUCUCCUCUAAAAGAAUAAAUCAUUCAUUGUUUCAUCCCUUGCUCCUGCAGCAGAACCAACCGAUUCACCCCACCCGAGGAGGAGGAGGAGUCCGUGCUCGACUCCUUCAGACCGAACUGUAGAAUCUUACACAGCUCAGAAGACGAGCAGACUCAUGGACCAUGUAAAAUAUGUGUUUGUAACAUGAAUGAUAUUUAACGGACUAAAUCCUGAUCAUCCUUGGAGGCAGCUGUGGCGCUGGUCGAUGUUCAAACCUGGCUGUUGAUCAUGAAAUCAUUCUCCAGCGAGGGCUGUCACCAUACCAGAGUCUGAGCUUAGAGCAGAAAUCUAAUGGUGGAAAUUAGUUCUCAUCUCUUCUUCUAGUGUCAGAGUCCCAGUAAGCAGACUUUUUCUCUCACAUCCGGCCUUGACAACAAAUCCCAGUCUUUCUAACUGGCUAUUUUAAAGCAGUGAUACUCAACGUGUGGCUCUUUUAUGUCCUUAUUUUAGAUAUUAUUCCCCCAGAAAACCCUUCAAAAAGGACAUUUUUGUUAACAUUUUAACCAUUUUUGCCACUUGUCAG